Molecule: messenger RNA, 987 nt
Organism: Mya arenaria
Lineage: Eukaryota; Metazoa; Mollusca; Bivalvia; Myida; Myidae
Product: neurocan core protein-like
Exons: 4
Coding region: 1-987 (328 amino acids)
Molecular function (GO): signaling receptor activity
Source: RefSeq, a predicted model, not a curated record
AUGGCAGAUAUAACUGGAAUUUGUAAACUUGCAUUCAAACUGAGAAGGCUGCAGUGGUUCGUGGCGUUUGUGCUAUUUGAUUCCACCGUAGCGACAUCUCAGUUUCGAACGUCGGAACUUCAGUUUAGCAUGGCAUCUAACGUCACCAUGCCGACAGUGAUCUUCUCCCAGGUUAGCCUAGAACAGUGUUGGGAAGAGUGUACAGCAAGGGUGGCCUGUCGGGCCUUUAACUAUUUCAAUCUUUAUAAACUGUGUGAGCUGAACAUUCUUGAGGAUUUCACAGAUGCAUCUACUAAUAGACCUGUAUUUGGCAAAAGCGGCGUUGUACACUGGACAAAGCAGGAGUUUCCGGACACUCUACCCUGUGGAUCUAACACGUGCAACUUGGGAGAAAGAUGCGACCAGCACGCAGGAAAAUGUGAAACAAAAGAAUGUGGACCGCUUCUUGUAUCGAAUGAGAUUGUCGUUGGAGGGAAUAUGAACGGGAUUGGCAGCAAGGUUCGUCUCGACUGUAAAGAAGGCUACGUCCCGUCGUUCACCAAGAACAUUGUAGAAUGUAUCAACACGGGCAAAAGGACCGAGCACGACAUGACUUGUGAGGUUGAGUGUGAGGCUGGCUGGAGAAGGUUCCAAACGUCUUGUUACCAGCUGUGUGGUUCGGAGGAAACUUGGAUCGAUGCAAAGAGCAAAUGCGAGAAUGUCAACGCCUACCUUGUUUCGAUUACAAGCCAGGAGGAGUACGACUUCGUCCACACCCAAAUAAAUGAAGCAAAUGUUGAUACAGUAUGGAUCGGAGCUAACGAUAACGAAAAUGAAGGGUCGUGGACAUGGGAAUCUGGAGAUGCAUGGGAUUUCGAGAGCUUUGCUGCGACAGAGCCGAGUGGAGGCAAAGUGAAAAAUUGCCUUGGAAUGAAUGAAAACAAAGGAUGGAAAGACUAUACUUGCAUUGCAAUAAUUAAACGUUAUUUAUGUGAGAAGAAGAUAUGA